Messenger RNA from Micropterus salmoides (largemouth bass), 981 nucleotides. RefSeq names its product sarcolipin. Gene Ontology annotation, molecular function: enzyme regulator activity. Gene Ontology annotation, cellular component: membrane. The transcript is spliced from 2 exons. Bases 281 to 376 code for a protein of 31 amino acids. The record is from RefSeq and is a predicted model, not a curated record. NCBI's taxonomy places the organism in Eukaryota, Metazoa, Chordata, Actinopteri, Centrarchiformes, Centrarchidae.
CUACUUUAGGAGCAGGCCCUGCCCCUGGCAAGCGCAGAAACUGGACAACAGCAUGAAGAUCAGUUGCUAACAGAUGCUGCAGAGAAGAGGUGCCACAGUAAAGAACUUUCUAGUAAGAAGACAAGCUAUCAAAGGUCAAGACAAAGAGAGGCUGGACCACGUAGGUCCAGGACAGUAAGGCCACACCUCCUCUUUGUCGUCUUCUUUCCUCGGUGGCAGCACCCACAACUUCUCAGCACCCACUCUCCGAUCCUCUCCUGCUCCCCGUCCCAUCUCAGACAUGGACCGCUCGGUUCAGGACCUCUUCCUCAACUUCACAAUCGUCUUAAUCACUGUGCUGCUGAUGUGGCUGCUAGUGAAAUCUUACCAGGACUGAACCAUGGAGCAACAAGAGAGGAGAUGACGCCAGCAUGGUUGCUGUAGACCUUUGCUGCGGAUUGAUUCUUGUUCAGACACAGUGUUUACAUCUUUUCAUUCUUGUAGUCUGUGGUUACUGGUCUUGACCAGGGCUCUAGUAUUCCAGUGAGGUCAAAAAACAUGUGAUUGCUACAGCCAGAUAAGCAGAUUGUCAAUGACAAACUAGUCUUGGAUCAGCAUUUGUAUUCUGAAAUGUUUUUUGAACAUGGCCUUAAAUUUCUGGCAAGAUCCAAAGGGGAAGCCACAGAAGGGAUGGGAGGGUGAAUAAAAAUAAAUGAACAGGGGUUUGAGGCUCUACUUUUUUUACUGUGGACACCUUUAAAGUGAGGGCUAGAAAACACUGUAAUGUCACUAUAAAGAGUAGCAUAUAGCCCGUGUCAAAGUGUCAUUCACGUGACCUUUGAUACUUUGAACCAUGCUGUUGUGUCUAUUGUUCUGUUUUCACUAUGUGAUGAAUGUGCCAAAUGCAGAUGCUGUAUUUACCCAUAGAAGACAUCAACACAUAUAAUGAAGCAUUAUGUUUAUAUUCACUUCUUGCCAUUAAAUAGUCUUUCAUUUGUUGAA